Agrilus planipennis (emerald ash borer) is the source of this 512-nucleotide messenger RNA. Its product is annotated as tRNA-specific adenosine deaminase 2. NCBI's taxonomy places the organism in Eukaryota, Metazoa, Arthropoda, Insecta, Coleoptera, Buprestidae. The transcript has 2 exons. The record is from RefSeq and is a predicted model, not a curated record. Gene Ontology annotation, molecular function: tRNA-specific adenosine-34 deaminase activity. Gene Ontology annotation, biological process: tRNA wobble adenosine to inosine editing. Bases 137 to 442 code for a protein of 101 amino acids. Gene Ontology annotation, cellular component: cytoplasm; nucleus.
UGAAAUUAACGGAAAUUAACCUACAAUGGCAUGCACUAUGGCCAUGUAUUUAUUUCAAUUUAUAUUAAAGGUAGUAAGUUGUUAAUCAUGUUAAUAAAGUCAAAUAAAGUGCCCAAACAGCCAAACAUAAUUAAGUAUGACCGACAGCAAUAGUAUUGAUGAAACUGUAAAUGAGGUGAAACUAACAGAAUACCAGAAAAAGUUUGUGGAAUUGGCAUUUAAAUAUGCUAAAGAAGCUUUAGCUAAAUUAGAAGUUCCGGUAGGAUGCAUUUUUGUUUAUAAUGAAAAUAUUAUAGCCGAAGGAAGAAAUGAAGUGAAUGAAACUCGUAAUGCUACUCGUCAUGCAGAAAUGGUCUGUAUAGAUCAAGUAAUCAACUAUUGUAAUGAUAGGAAAUUAGAUUACAAACAGGUGUUUAAAGAUUUGGUGGAGAGACUGUCUUAAAUGUAGCUUCAAUAGUGAAACCAACUACUAAAAUUUUUGGAGGUUACAAAGCAGAAGAAGCUAUGGAACU